AAACUGAAGCACUCUGCGAAAAUAAUGAAAAAUUUUGGAAUUGAUAUAUUUUCGCCUUCCCGUAGCAUUGCUAACACUUUGGAUAAAUGGGAGUUACCUAAGGAAAAUGUGGUAAUCAAUCGACGUUUGGGUGAAGGUGCUUUUGGAACCGUCUACGGUGGUGAAGCGUUAAUUAAUUCUGAAAACUGGACAGCUGUGGCGGUGAAAACCUUAAAGGUUGGCGCUUCUACUGAAGAUCGCUUAGAUUUUCUCUCCGAGGCUGAAGCCAUGAAACGUUUUAAUCACAAAAAUAUUGUAAAACUUUUGGGAGUUUGCUUGCAAUCAGAGCCUAUUUACACUAUAAUGGAAUAUAUGCUGUAUGGUGAUUUAAAAACAUAUUUGCUUGCCCGUCGGCAUUUGGUAAGCGAAACUAUUUCUGAUGAUUCGGAUAUAUCUAGCAAACGUCUUACAAUGUUUGCAUUAAAUAUUUCGCAUGGCUUGGAUUAUUUGGCUCAACAGAAAUACGUACACCGUGAUAUAGCUUGCCGUAACUGUUUGGUAAAUGCAAAACGAGUUGUCAAAAUCGGUGAUUUCGGCAUGGUUCGUCCGACUUACGAAAGUGAUUAUUAUCGUUUUAAUCAUAAAGGUAUGUUACCUGUACGCUGGAUGGCACCUGAAUCUUUGGCAUUGGGCAUGUUUACCCCAUUUUCUGAUGUUUGGGGUUUUGGAGUAGUACUCUUUGAAAUCAUAACUUUUGGCUCCUUUCCAUAUCAGGGUUUAACGAAUGGUGAAGUUUUGCAGUUUGUAAAAAAUGGUAAGACCCUGAGAAUGCCAGCUGACGCGAAGCCACAAUUAAAGGGCCUUAUAAGAGCCUGUUGGAAUCGUAAUCCCAAAAAAAGACCAGCGGCAUCUGAAAUUGUUAAAUAUAUAACCAAUUACCCUCGCCUGCUAACACCUUGUCUGGAUUUCCCCAGUGCUUGCAUAGAAAUGGCGUACGCGGGAAGUGACCAGCUCGAAUUUCUGCCCAACUCUCUUCAGUUUUCUUCACAAGGAAGUUACUCAAGCCUCGAUAUAGCAGAGCAAGCUACAAGAGCUGAAAAGAUAAAGGACAGCGGUUUUGUUGAUGACGAUAAUUUGCCAGAAAUUAUUAGCGAUUCUUCUAAUGAUCCGAGUUCGUAUUCGCCCACGACAGUGGAUGGGUAUAGCGUCAUGUCGCCUUUGCUUGUGCCUCAUGUCAGCUGCGGUAUAAGUGAAGCGCACACUUAAAUAUUAAAAAAAUCACUUUAAAAUACGCAGUAACGGCUUCGUAGCUGCGAGAACGGAGAGCGCCCGACGCACGUUUAGUGGCAUUUAGGUGCAUUUAAUUAGUGGCAACAAAUUUUGAAAGAUUCAGUUCCUAUAGAUGAUGUUAGUCUAAGCACUUGGUUUUAAUUUCAGUUUGUAUUUAAAUUUGUAAUGAAAUGUACAUACGAUCUACUCGCAUUCGAGUCUGGUGCAAUCAUAAUGACAAUUUUGUCAAUGACAAUGAUUGAAAAGCAAGCGGAAAGCUUUAUUUUUUCCUCGCGAGACAAAUGUUGCAUAUUCAUGAUAUAUUUUUUAUUGACCUCAACGAUCGAGGCGAUCGGAACUGCUCUCAAUUCUAAUAGAUAAUCACGUAAAAGAUAUUCCACUCAAAAUUCAUAUCAGGCAAAAUCGCCAACGUAUAGUUAAAAUUUUCAAUGCAAAUUUUCGAAGCUUUUGCAAUUACUUAUCGUAGAAGUGAUUGAGACCGAGCCAUAUUAUAAUUUUUCCCUGCGGAAUAUAGCCAAUGGCACAUUUGUUCAUUUCCCACUGGUACUGCAAAAUACUUGUAUUUUCAUAGCCUAAUUAAAGCAAACAUGAUGGAGUUCAGUUUGGUUUUCCGGAUUGUUUCGAGUUUUUGCUUUAUAAAAAUGGCGCUGUUUUGGGAUAAAAUUGUAGAAAAGUACUUAAGCGACACUGAGUGUUUCCAAGCUAGAUCUUGAACUAUUGUAAUGAUUUUCGAUAUUGAAGAACACCAAAUCCUCGCAAGCUUUAUAGAAAAAAAAGUUCAUAACCCGAGUAUUUGUAAUGACUAUAAAAAAUCGACUUCAAUGUCAAUCCAAAACUUUCAAAACUGCAUGAUUGUAUUCACUUGGGUUGUCUGGAUAAAGUAAUAUUUUUAUGACGUUUGUGGCCUUGUGCAGAUUUAAAAUUUUGGAUUUGUUUUCAAGCUGCGCAGCCUUUUCUUACAAAUAUAUUUGGUUUGUGAAAGUUAUACUCUAAGCCCUUAAGCAAUAAAUUGCAUUUUACAUUUUUAUUUACUCCUUGCUUAAUUGUCUCGCCACGUUCUAUUUAUUGUAGGCCUUCAAUCUUCCAAUUUUUACAUUUCAUUUUUCUUUCAGUUUUGUAAUUAGGUUUGAUGAAACCAGAGUUUAAUUUUUAUAUUGACGAAGAUUUUCAAGAAUUGUUGAGUGUAUGGAUUUCGAAGCUUUCGAAUCUUAUUAGAGUGUAUUCAUGAAUAUUUAUUUUUUGUUUACAGAGGGUGUAGGAAAUCCAAUGGAAACAUUUUUGUAUAUUGCGGCUCCAGAAGAUACCUCUACUGCAUUGAUUUUUUCCAGGUUUUGUCACUCACUUCUUCUUCGAAAUUACAUACUUGACUUAUAUUUUUCUCUGUGUUUGCCUUAACAUAUGCUUAGCAGAUAAUACAAAUGUUUCGUAGUUAUUUGUUGUAAUGGAUUUAUUCCGUUAGUCGGGAAUCGAAUCUCGAUAGACCGUUUCUGGCAUAUUGUGGAAUUGGGAUAAUUACUGCAAUAUUAUUAUACUGAAGAACAACAGCUCUUCGAUGUUUCUGUAACCACUGAAGUGUGUGAUUAAGUCCGGCUUGGUCUUUGCUAGAAUGUCUGGCUUGAUUAUUGUUAGUUUGCUAGAGAAAAUCACUUCUCCAAGCAUAAAAUAAUGGUUAUUACAUCGUGUGUCCGACCGUACGCGUGAUGACUGACAGAUCUAAGCAGUUUUUUUAGGCGUUUCUUUAACAAGCAUAUGCUUUUAUACAAUGAAGGAUAUUGCAUACUUGGUUCUUACCAACGGCUCCGAAUUCAAAAGUAUCACUGUGCCGAUGCAUUAUCCCUUGGUGUUAGUGAAGAGAACAAUCACAUAGGGAAUCGACGAUCGAUAUAGAGCUUGUUACUAAAAUGGAAUGCUUUUCUGUGACAAGAAUGAUAGUUUUGAUGAUGUUUUUUUUCCGCGCUUCUGCGCGCGCGCUAUGAUCUUCAGCUUCGCUGUAAGA
Glossina fuscipes is the source of this 3265-nucleotide messenger RNA. Its product is annotated as insulin-like growth factor 1 receptor. Gene Ontology annotation, biological process: multicellular organism development; positive regulation of kinase activity; cell surface receptor protein tyrosine kinase signaling pathway. Gene Ontology annotation, molecular function: transmembrane receptor protein tyrosine kinase activity; ATP binding. The record is from RefSeq and is a predicted model, not a curated record. The annotation marks the transcript as partial. Gene Ontology annotation, cellular component: signaling receptor complex. The transcript has a single exon. NCBI's taxonomy places the organism in Eukaryota, Metazoa, Arthropoda, Insecta, Diptera, Glossinidae.